AUGGGAGGGAAUCGCGAUCCCCAGUCCCCAACUUUCUUUGAACAGAGGUCAAUGCAACCACAGACCAUGGCCCAGACACCGAUAUCUAUGGAUGCGCCGCUGGACGGACUCUCCUCGUUGUCCUCGGCCCAUUUUGCUCUCAUAUACAUCGACGAGAAUGGCAAGCUUCGGUUUGAAGCAUCACCUUCUAUUGCGAGCAACUGCCAGUCGAUUCUGUCUCCUAACGUAACCGAUUCCUUCCUAAGAGCCGUGGCAUUGUCGAAUAAGGGUGACCCCGGCGUGAUAGGAUCUCCGAGAUUGAACCAAGAACAUAUGGGGGGCAGAAGCCCCAUGUCGCCCCAAUCACCCGGCACUAGUAACUUGAGCCGCAAAAACUCAAUGUUUCAAACGCACCAGGACGGUCACCAGGCCAAGAGAAAGCGGGUAUCUCACGAGUGCGUGGUCCCGAUGAGUAUCAACUGUCACCAGAAAACCAUGUUGCCGAUCCGCAACCACGGUCUCCUGCGUAAAUACUACGAGAAGGCAUUCGAGAGCCUGCAGCAGAUCAACUGCCGUAUCCUUGCCAAGGCCUAUAUCAAGCUUGUCGAGCCCCGCAAGCAGGUCAAUUAUCCGUAUAACGGACGCAAGAUCAUCUCGGGCUCCUCGCAGCAAUUUGACCCCGAGCUUACCAAGCCUGCUUGGUGGCCAUCGGGCGUCACCCAUCGGGAGCCUGACCAUCUGCUUAAGGCCGAGAGAAUCCGACUCCUAGUACACAUUCUCUGCGAACUACGCAGCAGUCACGCAAUCUGCGUCGAUAAACUGAGAGAAGCCGACCAAUCCAUCCGCCGCCAGAUCUUACCUAGCGAGCGGUUGCAUGUCCUGGACGAGAUAUACAACGUCCGCGAAGAAGAGGAGGCCUUCCUCGACGGCAGGACAGAUGGACAAGCUGUAGUCUGCGUAUCCCGGGUCAACCUCCCCGACAUAUCCGAAGCCCAAGCCAUGGGCUCACCAGGCUCGACCAUAAAAGCCGAACUCAACCCAGUCUACCGCAAAGAGGUCCCAGACAUGGAAUCCCACACCUCCGUCUUCCCAUCCACAGGGAGCUCCCCGACAAGCGACACAACCAAGCACAGCAUAGCGAGCACCAAGUCCGCCAGCAGUGUGAGCACAACCUGGGACCCAUGUCUCCCACCAUCCCUACCCUCCCUAAGUACGUUGAAGCGUACCCGGCCAAGCGAGAGCUCAUACCCCCUGGAGUUCAACACGAAUAUGUUCCAGCACGAGCCCCCAACCACUGUCUCCAUCGACUCGCACUAUCCGUUGAAGUACUACAGUGAGCCUCACCUGGGCCAUCAACAGCACUCGCAACCUCUCUCUGUGAUGGGGAUGACGGGGCCAGCGGAUAUGGGGUGUGCGAACCCGUACUAUUUCACCAGUUAUUAA
Messenger RNA from Aspergillus caelatus, 1422 nucleotides. RefSeq names its product DUF2841 domain-containing protein. The transcript is spliced from 6 exons. The record is from RefSeq and is a predicted model, not a curated record. Bases 1 to 1422 code for a protein of 473 amino acids. NCBI's taxonomy places the organism in Eukaryota, Fungi, Ascomycota, Eurotiomycetes, Eurotiales, Aspergillaceae.